ACUCGAAAACAGAAAAGCGAUCGUGUUACGGUAACAACUCCGUAGGUUUUUUCACGGUCUUUGCCUAAUGUUUUCCUCCAUGCCUGCAUUUCCCAUGGCGCCCGCUAUCGCGCUGAAUAACUGGGGGACAUCUUAACUGUUAUUUUACUUGGCUAUAACUCGUUUUUUAGCUUAGGUUUUAAUUUAUUUUCGUUGCAUUCUCAACCGGCCAUGACCGUGGAGCAGAAUGUCCUCCAACAGCAUUCGCAGAAGCAUCAGCAGACUCUACUGAACCAGCUGAGGGAGGUCACAGGCACCACAGACGUACAGCUACUUCAGCAGGCCCUGCAGGUCAGUCAUGGAGACCUGGCGGAGGCGGUGGCCUUUCUGACGGAGAAGAAGGCCAAGGUGCCCCAGCAGGAUGAGGCCACCUACUACCAGACCACCCAGGUGGGCAACGACAGAUACAUCAGCGUUGGCAGCCAGGCAGACACCAGUGAGUACCUACCUCACCCAGCGCUGCCCGGGGCAGGCCCUAGCCAGGGAGAUACUAACGUGAUUGACCUGACAGGCGAUGACAAGGAUGACCUCCAGAGGGCCAUCGCUCUCAGCUUGGAGGAGUCCAGCCGGGCCUUCAGGGAGACGGGCAUCACUGAUGAGGAGCAGGCCAUCAGCAGAGUUCUGGAGGCCAGCAUAGCAGAGAACAAGGCAAGCCUAAAGCGGACACACACGGAAGUGUGGAGUGACUCGCCCAAUCCCCAUGACAGGAAGAGAAUGGAGAACUGCCCUGUGGGUCUAAAGAACGUGGGCAACACCUGCUGGUUCAGCGCCGUCAUCCAGUCUCUGUUCAACCUGCUGGAGUUCCAGAGGCUGGUGCUACACUACUCCCCUCCUGCCACAGUCCAGGACCUGCCUCGCAACCAGAAGGAGCACAGAAACCUACCCUUCAUGCAGGAGCUUAGGAACUUGUUCUCCCUCAUGGUGGGUUCUAAGAGGAAGUACGUGGACCCGUCUUGUGCCGUGGAGAUCCUCAAGGACGCCUUCAAGUCCAGCGAGUCUCAGCAGCAGGAUGUGAGUGAGUUCACACACAAGCUGCUGGACUGGCUGGAGGAUGCCUUCCAGAUGAAGGCAGAGGAGGACCGAGAGGGUGAGAAGCCAAAGAACCCGAUGGUGGAGCUGUUCUAUGGCCGGUUCCUGGCUGUUGGUGUUCUCGAAGGAAAGAAGUUUGAGAACACUGAGAUGUUUGGGCAGUACCCCCUGCAGGUGAACGGCUUUAAGGACCUGCAUGAGUGUCUCGAGGCGGCCAUGAUUGAGGGGGAGAUCGAGUCCCUGCACUCAUCAGCAGAGAACUCUGCCAAGUCUGGACAGGAGCACUGGUUUACCGAACUCCCUCCUGUCUUGACCUUCGAACUGUCAAGAUUUGAGUUCAACCAAGCUUUGGGUCGACCUGAGAAGAUCCACAGCAAGCUGGAGUUCCCCUCCAUGCUGUACAUGGACAGGUAUAUGGACAGGAACCGAGAGAUCACCAGGAUUAAACGGGAGGAGAUCAGGAGACUGAAAGAGCACCUGACUCUACUCCAACAGCGUCUGGAGAGGUAUCUGAGCUAUGGCUCCGGCCCCAAGAGGUUUCCUCUGGCAGAUGUCCUGCAGUACGCCAUGGAGUUUACUUCCAGUAAGCCAGUCUGCACCUCUCCUGUGGGGGACUUUGAUACAUCAGCACCCCCUGGUGGCACAACAGGGCAACUGCUGCCCGCUUCAAGCACAGCCGAACAGGGUCCCUCUACCCCUCCAGAGGGUUUGGCCCUCGCCCUGGCUCUCACCCCGGCCCCCUCCACCCAGCAGAGAGUGCCUAUCCACAAGCCCUUCACCCAGUCCCGACUGCCCCCUGACCUGCCCAUGCACCCGGCCCCACGACACAUCACUGAGGAGGAGCUCCGGGUGCUGGAGUGCUGCCUGCACCGCUGGAGGAGUGAGGUGGAGAAUGAUACCCGCGAUCUUCAGGGCAGUAUAUCCAGAAUCCACAGGACCAUUGAGCUUAUGUACUCUGACAAGUCCAUGAUGCAGGUUCCGUACCGGCUGCAUGCGGUGUUGGUGCAUGAGGGCCAGGCCAAUGCUGGACACUACUGGGCCUACAUCUAUGACCCCCACCAGCGGUGCUGGAUGAAGUACAACGACAUCUCAGUCACCAAGUCCUCCUGGGAGGAGCUGGUCAGGGACUCGUUCGGAGGCUAUCGCAACGCCAGCGCCUACUGCCUCAUGUACAUCAACGACAAGAAGCCCUUCCUCAUAGAAGAGGAGUUUAAUAAGGAGACGGGCCAGAUGCUGAGUGGUCUGGAUAAGCUCCCCCCAGACCUGAAGGCCUACGUGAAGGAGGACAAUGGCCUCUUUGACAAGGAGAUGGAGGAGUGGAACACACUGCAGGCACGCAAGGCCCAGCAAGAGAAGCUGGCCCUGGCUGUGGCCACCGCCGCAACCGCUGUAGUAGCAGAAACAACAGCAACAACAACGUCCUCUCAGCCUAUGAGUACAGAACCCAGUACACCAGACAACUCGGCUCCACAGCAGGACCCAGAGUACAUGGAGCAGCCGUCCCCCACAGACUACUCCAGGCACUUGCAGGAGGACACUGAGAGGGCCAUCUCCAAAGCUGCAGCCGAGCAGCAGGAGGAGAGGAGCCCAGAGGGACUGCUUACUGCACUCUCUCCACAGUCCUGUGGGGAGAGUGUCUCCCCACGCCUUCCCCCCCAGCCUGAGAUCAAGGUGAACCCUGAAACCCCUCUCGUGCCUCCUUCUGACCCCCCUGUGAAGGAUAAGCCCCCUGCCCACCGUAUUGUAGAGGUGGCCAUCCCCCAGGCCAUGAUGACUCCAAACAUGCAGGGUAUUAUAAUGUCCAUUGGCAAAGCAAGGACUGUGUUUGAAAAGCUUGGGCCUGAAGCGGCCUUCUUCAAGGCCAUUAAGGUGGAGUACACCCGUCUGCUGAGGUUUGCCCAGGAGGACACAGCCCCGGGGAGUGACUACCGACUGCAGCACGUCAUCGUCUACUUCAUCCAGAACCAGGCCCCCAAGAAGAUCCUGGAGAGAACCCUCCUCAUGCAGUUUGCCGACCGAAACCUGGGCUUUAACGAACGGUGUAAGAGCAUUAUGAAAGUGGCGCGUGCCAAACUAGACCUCUUUAAGCCAGAGGAGAUCAACAUGGAGGAGUAUGAGAUGUGGCAUCAGGACUACAGGAAUUUCCGCGAGACAACAAUCUUCCUGAUGAUUGGCUUGGAGCUGUUCCAGAAGAAAAGCUUUGUGGAGGCAUUGAUGUACCUGAUCUACUCAUACCAGUACAACAGAGAGCUGUUGGUCAAAGGGUUGUACCGAGGUCACGACGAUGAGCUCAUAGGGCUCUACCGCAGAGAGUGCCUGCUGAAACUGAACGAGAAUGCGGCGGGGAUGUUUGAGUCUGGUGAGGAGCCGGAGGUGAGCAACGGCUUGAGCAUCAUGAAUGAGCUGGUGGUGCCAUGCAUCCCCCUAUUGCUGGUCCACGACAUAGACGAGGACCUGCUGUCUGUGGAGGACAUGAGGAACCGCUGGUGCUCCUACCUGGGACAAGAAAUGGAGCCUAACCUUCAGGAGAAGCUGACUGACUUCCUCCCCAAGUUACUCGACUGCUCAACAGAGAUCAAAAGCUUCCACGACCCUCCCAAGCUGCCCACCUACUCCACCCUAGAGCUGGUUGAGCGCUACAGCCGUGUCAUUUCCUCCCUGAGCCGGGUGCCUGCAGACGGGAGAUGAGCUGAGGGGGCAGCAGCCUCACGGCCCUAUACGGCCCCCUGGGCACUCACUCAUGGACCUCUUUUAACCCAUGCCUUCCUUAUAAACCAGGGGUCGCUAGCUGUUAUUCCUCUGUUUCUCUUUUGCUGCUAAAGGUUUUAACAUAAUAAUUUCAAUUAUAUUUUUUAAGCAAAACGCAACAGAAAAAUGUAUGAAUGACCGGACAGUUGGAAAAAGUGAAGCUGGAAAAGUAGUGAAAAUGGCGAUCUUGCAGUGAUUGAAAGCCAGCGCAUGCUGCUCCAAGUGUUGUUAAAUGAGGUUGAGGUUGUUUUUUUGUAGCUGUUUUUUGUUGUCAUGCGGUUUGCCCCCCCCCCCCUCCCUUUCUUAAACAUCCCUUCUCCCAGAUGCUCUGCCAUCAGUUUGGUACAGUAUUAUCAUAUUGGGCUUUUUCUAAAGGAAGCUACGAAAUGAGAACCAUGUGAUUUAUCUGCGGCUUCCGGUAUCUCAAGUGGGUCUGGGGACUGCAUCAAAAUGAGAAGUUUUGAGUGCUGUGUUAGACAUCCAUGGACACUCUGUGGCUUGUUAAUAAAUCGAGAGAAUACAAUUUUAUUUAUGGCCCUUUUAGGCCAAAUAUGUAUUACCUUUGUCUGAUGUCCCAUGUCUUUAUUUCUGCACUAACACUAAACACCACAAUGUCCUCCAUUAUUCCUGAAGUGCCAUAAUGCAAUAAUGUGCAUCUCUAUGAAUUUGUUUUUGGAUGCACUUCAUGUUUUAUCAGCCAUUGUGUUUUGGUUUCUCGGAUCAUGACUUGCAGAUAUCAGAAACUGCCUUUAGACGGGGGUCUUUAAUUUAGCAACAAAACCGAAGCGUGGGGAACAAUGGGGCAAAACGGACAGGGUUGGCUUAAAUUGUUGACAACAUGUAAACUAUAUUUUGUGUCAAUGUUUAUUGAAAACAUAAAUACAUUUGCAAAACGA
Oncorhynchus nerka (sockeye salmon) is the source of this 4712-nucleotide messenger RNA. RefSeq names its product ubiquitin specific peptidase 25 (gene usp25). Gene Ontology annotation, molecular function: protein binding; proteasome binding; cysteine-type deubiquitinase activity. Gene Ontology annotation, biological process: proteasome-mediated ubiquitin-dependent protein catabolic process; protein deubiquitination; regulation of proteasomal protein catabolic process. The coding region runs from base 211 to 3756 and encodes 1181 amino acids. The record is from RefSeq and is a predicted model, not a curated record. NCBI's taxonomy places the organism in Eukaryota, Metazoa, Chordata, Actinopteri, Salmoniformes, Salmonidae. The transcript has 26 exons.